GUAUGGGGCGUUAGGGGUGGCAUAGUACCUCUACUGGGGGACACGUCGUGCUCCUUCUGGGGCAGUUCAUCCACCUGUGGUCCCCACAGUAUUUUAUUCAACACCCCUGUGCUUAUAUAGAGGUCAUGCAAUUCAUAGGUUUUUAAAAAAUCUAGAUUGGAUUUCACGCAGAACCUUUCUAGAACUGAUGCCUUGUCCUUGACUCCUUAUUUAUUUCACCUGAAAGCCCCAAUCUUGCAAAGACUUCACUUUCCACUUUCCUGCGAGGAAGUGGUUUCAAUGGAAGUAGGUGUCAAAGUGAAGACCGAAAUGGAAGAUGUGAGCUCCAAAAGGGUCAGCGAAUUCUUGCAGAAAUGCGUCAAGCUAGAGGAUAGCGAAGGGGACGCCCAGCCCAAGGAGGAGAUCAUAGAAGUGCAAACCCUCCCUAUCCUUGCGCCAUCCUACCCUCAGACAGUUCAAGAGGAAAUAUCCAUGGUCUUCAAUACCUGCGCGAUGCCAGCCAACCUGGGUCCGUGCACCAGGCGGAGGCGCGAGAAAGGCAGUGGCCACGACGGGACAAGCGCCUCCCUCUAUGUCGACCGCCGCAAAUCCAAGGUGUGGAACUACUACACGAAGCUGGGGGAUGCCUACGUGGAGUGCAACGUCUGCAAGAAGCAGCUCUCCUUCCACAACAGCACCACGACCAUGAGGGAGCACCUCGUGAGGAAGCACAGCAUCCGUGACACCCUGCUCUCUCAGCUGAAGGACGACCAGGUUCCCGACCCCGACUACGUGGCCCAGGAGACGGCGAUAAAAAGGGCCCGCCAGCUCACGCCCGAAAACAGCAGCCAGUACCACGCCGUCUCCUGCGCGGAACCCAGGACGGACGUGAUUCUGGAGCUGGUGCUGGAAAUGAUCUUCCGGGACCUGCACCCUCUCUCGGUGGUGAAGGACAAAGGCUUUGGCCUUCUGAUUGGCUAUCUAGAACCUAGCUUUAUUCUCCCGUCCCCCAUGCAGCUCUCUAGCAUGUUGUGGCACCGGUACAACGUGGUCAAGCAACACCUAGAACAUUACCUGCAAACGGCCCAGUCGAUUGUGAUCUGCGCCGAGUUCUGGCUGUCCCAGCCCAACCAGACCUACUUGACCAUCAUGACUAACUUCAUCGACGGGGAGUGGAGGCGGGCGCGGUGUAUCUUGGAGACCCAGCAGGUGCACGAGGAUAAAGGGGAGAGUAACUUGGGAGACCGGCUGUACUCGGUCCUGACGGACUUUGGGCUGUCUAACAAGUCUGUCUUCUGCGUGAUGCACGACAGCCUGCAGGAUUUGGGGGCCAACUCCUCGCAACUCAAGUGCGUCUACGGCUGGACCAGCCUUUGCUGUGCUGCCCACCUGCUGCACCUGUGCGUCAAGGCGGGUCUCGAAGUGGAGCAGGUGCAAGAGGCCCUGAGCGCGGCGCGCAGCAUCGUCUGCUACUUCCAGCAGGAUGCGAAGGCCACCUGCUCGCUCAACAGCAAGCUGGAAGCCAUCAACAAGACGAAGCUGAAGUUGGUGAUGGACACGGGGGCACGGUGGAUAACCACCAUUGAGAUGUGUGAGUGCCUGCUGGACCUCAAGUGGGCUAUCAUGUCCGUGUUGGAGGAGCACCCCAAGGGAACAACGGUGGUCCAGAACUUGGCCGACCACCAGUGGAAGCUCUUGCAGGACCUGGUGCCCGUCAUGAGAACGCUCAAGAUCGCCACGUCCUUCUUGCGGGAGGAGCAGAACUUCUCCAUCUCCUCCUUGAUGCCCUGCAUCCACGGCAUUGUCACAGCCAUCGGGCAGCAGUCGGAAGAAGCGAGCGGCGUCAUCAAGACGGUGGUGAGCAACAUCAGGUCGGAGCUCACCCAGCGCUGGGGCAUCUUGGAUGAGGAGAAGUUGCUGGAGAGCCCAGCCGUGGUGGCCUCAUUCCUGGACCCACGUUUCAAGGAAAUGAGGUUCUUGAGCCCCAGCCUGAGGAGCGAGCUGCACAAAAAGAUCAAGAGCAUGCUCUCCCAGUUCUUCAACCACCAGUCCCCGCUGUCCAACCAGUUCUGGGUGCCGAACGCCGACUACAAAGCAGAGGUUGGUGAAACGGCCUGCCAGAUCUCUGCCCAUAAAGAGAGAGGCCCGAGCGGGCAGUCUCAGAGUAUGUACGACAUCCUUUUGGGGAAGGACCCCACGGAGAGUAUGCCUGAGAUCCAUCAGCAGCUGGAAAACUACAUCGUGGAGCCUCUCUGCAAGCGCAGCACCAACCCCUUGGACUGGUGGAAGAACAAUGAGCACCGCUUCCCCUCCGUAGCCAGGUUAGCCCGGCAAUACCUGGCCAUCCCGGCAACAGUCGUGCCACCAGAACAGGCCUUUGCUGCCAGUGAAAGCGCCCUGGAGCACCGGAGAGGUGUGCUUGCUCCCGAGAACCUGGACCAAAUCCUCUUCUUGCACCAGAAUUUCGAUUUUUUAGAAUCUAUGAGAAAUGGCAAUGAGAAUCUGAGUAAGGCGGUUCACAACCAGUACUGAAAGUCAGAUGCGCCGAGACCAGUGUAUUACGGUGUGGCCACUGCACUGGGAGAUGACGAGGGAUGCAAAGUCUUUGAAGGGGGGCACCUUGGCCCUCAGGAUACUUUAGGGGAGGCACAGGUCAGGGCCUGAUCUUGCCUGCUUAAUUUAAAGAUGAAAGUUUGCCUGCUGUCUAAACUCACCCUUGUUCUUCGCUGUAGUGGUAUCUCAACCUACAACUCAGUAGUGUUUUUUCUUGAAAGGGUGUGCUGGACUCGGAGCAGAAAACAGACCUUAGAAGGGCCAUAUCCAACCAUAAUCUCAAAAGAUACAGGUGUGUUUCUGGAAGGCCAAUCCUAGUCUGGAGGUCUAUAGUAAACCUAACCAUUUACCUAUCUUACCCUGGAAAAGAAGGUAAAUAGGGAGAGAAUGUAGAAAUCGCUCCAGAGCUCGUGGGGCUCACUUAGUUUAGUGCAUUAUAAUGCUUGUGGUGUGUGUCUUCCUUUUCAUUUGCCUUUAAGGUUCCUAUGAGGCCCUUCCAUUGAGGGAGACAUAGGUGUUUUGAGCCUCCGUCACCCCUUUACCUGUGUUGGAAUUCUGUAAAACAGAGGUGGCUACCCUACCAGCCACCAGAUGUUGUUGGGAUGCAACUUCCAUUGGCCUUGCCGGCUAGGACAAGGAGUUCAACAUUUGGAGGUCUACAGGUGAGCCACACCCUGCCUUAGGAGAAAGUUCUUUCUGCACAUGUUUACCAUGUGCUGGUCCCACGUAAUGCAGGCAAAGGCCACCACGCACACCUCUUCACCCUCAGAGUAAGCUAGGUGCUUCCGUUUUUAAAAACAAAAGAACGCUGCGCUGUGGCAACCCUUCUGCAUCAAGACUCAAGGACUAAGUGGACUGCAGGAAGCCUACACUUCCACCCAGAACGAAGACGUCUGUGCAGUAUUGGGUGAGCGCUAAUCCUGUCCUAGACUUUCCCAGUUCCCUUGCCUUGUACUAACCGCUGGUGAUGGGAUUCCAGAGGCUCAAAAUACCCAUGUUUCCACCUGCAGAGGGGAACAUGCAUCUUAGUCUGUGAGUGGGUGGUGCGUUUGUUAUGUAGGCCCUUCCAGGAAAUCCAUUCAGAUACUCCUAAAGCCAGGCCUCUCUGGACAGGUCAAAACCUUGUGAUGUUCACACGAAGUGGCACCUUGAUCUGAAGGUGAGAUGAACCUUUUAAGGCUCGUUCACACUUCCGCUUGUCUCGCACUUACUAGGCGUGGGUCCAGGCGAUUUUUUUUGCGCCAUUGCUUUCUCCUGGAAAAUCCACUCUGCGGCACUGAUUUGGAAAAAAAUGACAUAGAAUUGUAGAGUUGGAAGGGGCCAACCCUCUGCAUUCCGGGAAUAUUUUGCCCAAUGGAAAGCCUGAUUGUUCCAAUUCAGCAGCAAACAAUAGGUUUUCCUGGGGGGAAGUGGCAGGGCAAACGAAAGUGUUGAUGAACCCCCUAGGCUGAACUUCUAGCAAUGUUUUGUUUUUCAGAUGAUGCUUCAGAGUUGCAUCUGAAUUUGGACCGUUGCAAGGGUAGGGAAUGGAAAGGACUAGGGCGAGGGUUAAGAACGACGAAGUAUGCCUUGAAAAGAAUUUGCACUGUGGUGCCCUUUUAUGACAAAGCAGACAGCGCUGUAGGUAUAUCUCUUUAAGGCUAUUUUCGAAGUCUUGCUGCAGUGACCCCUGCUGCACGUAACUGAAGACUGAGCCUUUCUCCUUUAGAAGAAAACCUUUGAUGUUGUUGAUUAGUUGCACUAAAUGUUUAACUGCUUGUCCUCGAAGCCGCUUUGAGUCAAUUAGCAGCAGCACGAGAGAGUGGAUAUCGCGGAGUCGGAUUCCUUUUUAAAAACGCGUUUGCUGAUUUUAAGUGAGAUGUGGGACUCGGAGCUAUGCUCGCAGGUCACGUUUUGCAAGUAGCCACACAGGCUAGCACACCCCAUGGCUGGGCUCUGUGUUCGUAACCCAACCUCUGCAGCAUCCUGAAGUGUCAAGGAAGAACAACAACGGUUUAAAAA
Podarcis raffonei (Aeolian wall lizard) is the source of this 4533-nucleotide messenger RNA. Its product is annotated as E3 SUMO-protein ligase ZBED1-like. The transcript has 3 exons. Gene Ontology annotation, molecular function: DNA binding; protein dimerization activity. The coding region runs from base 280 to 2511 and encodes 743 amino acids. Lineage: Eukaryota; Metazoa; Chordata; Lepidosauria; Squamata; Lacertidae. The record is from RefSeq and is a predicted model, not a curated record.